Alternaria ethzedia is the source of this 3813-nucleotide messenger RNA. RefSeq lists its product as uncharacterized. Gene Ontology annotation, biological process: cytoskeleton organization. Gene Ontology annotation, molecular function: phospholipid binding; protein binding. The transcript has 3 exons. Bases 1 to 3813 code for a protein of 1270 amino acids. NCBI's taxonomy places the organism in Eukaryota, Fungi, Ascomycota, Dothideomycetes, Pleosporales, Pleosporaceae. The record is from RefSeq and is a predicted model, not a curated record. Gene Ontology annotation, cellular component: plasma membrane; mitotic actomyosin contractile ring, proximal layer; cell division site.
AUGGGUGGUGCAGCGACGGAGCCGCCUUCGGUCUCCCUAUCGUUCGCCAACAAUUUCUGGGGCAAAGAUGACGCCGGCGUCGGUCCUAUGCUCGACCGCAUGCAUGCGGCCAAGGUCACCAACGACGAACUCAAGAACUUCUACGCAGCCCGCUCAGCAAUUGAAGAGGAAUACUCGCGGAAACUCCUAAACCUAUCGCGCAAGCCCCUGGGAUCCUGCGAAACCGGCACCCUGCGACUGUCGUGCGAUGUCAUCCGAGCCGAGGUCGAGUCCAUGGGCAAGGCGCACCAGAGCAUAGCACAGCAGAUGAAGACAGAGCUAGAAGAGCCACUAGCCGCUUUCGCUGGUGGAAUGAAGGAGCGCAGGAAGAUCGUACAGAACGGCAUUGAGAAGCUGCUCAAGCUGAAGAUGCAGCAGACGUCGACUGUCAACAAGGCACGCGACCGGUACGAGCAGGACUGUCUCAAGAUCAAGGGUUUCCUAGCGCAGGCGCACAUGGUCAUGGGACACGAGGAGCGGAAGAACAAGGCAAAGCUCGAGAAGACACAAAUCAAUCUGGCGACGACCAGCAGCGAAUACGAGGCCGCAGUCAAGGUGCUCGAGGAGACCACCGGCAGAUGGAACAGGGACUGGAAAGCCGCCUGCGACAAGUUCCAGGAUCUCGAAGAGGAGCGCAUCGAUUACACAAAGAGCAGUCUCUGGAACUUCGCCAACAUUGCCUCCACAGUAUGCGUCAGCGACGAUGCCGGAUGCGAGAAGAUGCGCCUGUCCCUCGAGGAUUGCGACGUAGAGAAGGACAUCAGCGGCUUCAUCAAGGAGUCCGGCACUGGCCAGGAGAUCCCCGACCCUCCCAAGUUCAUCAACUUCUGCAGAGGAGACGCCGAGACCUCAUCGCAGGUUGACGAGGACGAGAACUACUCAGUCGCCCAGUUUGCUAGGACCUUGAACCCAUCCUACCGCGCUUCAUCACCAGCGCCAUCUACAUUCUCCUCGCAUCACGAUCCGAACAACCCACUGGUACGAGAGCUAGGUCUCCCACAAGAAACACGCCCGAUCGCUCCUGACGAUCUACUACCGCGACAGUCCUUGGACCGACCACCACAGCGUCAGUCUAUAGAUAUGCCUCGACAAUCUGUGGAAUCAUUCAGACAGCCAGUGGAACCACCGCCUCCACUUAUGGAUGAACCCCGCAGGCGUGGAGAGUCUCCCCACCAACAGGCAGAAUCUCCCCGACAGUAUGCACAAUCAACUCGGUCGCGUGCCCAAUCCCGAUCAAAUGGGGACUACCAGCAUCAGCAGGUCGAGCCGCUGAGACAACGUGCAGAACAGCCUCAACCGCACGUGCAGCCUUUGAGACAACAUACAGACCCGCCAAGACAGCAGCAGCAGCACAUCGAGCCUUUGAGACAACAUACAGACCCACCAAGACAGCAGCAGCAGCACAUCGAGCCUUUGAGACAACAUACAGACCCACCAAGACAGCAGCAGCAGCACAUCGAGCCUCUAAGACAACAACACCACAUUGAACCUCUGCGACAACAUGUGGAGCCACCAAGGCAACCAGAGCCACAGCAAGCCCCUCCAUCCCCACAAGUUGCGCGCGCAGUACAGCCAGAUCCUCGAUUGGUUCAGGCACAGCAACAAGCUCGUCAACAAUACCAGCAGAGUCAAGUCCCACACAACGACUAUCCUUCGGAUGGUAUGACACAGUUCUGCCGCAUCGAUGCGCCGUCUGAUCGCAGCUCGAUCCCAAGUCCCGCUCGACCUGCCAGUAGGGAUUCACAGAGCGAUUACUCCAACCCCACGUCUUUCUCUAGCAUCGAGCCUCCAAGUGGUUCAGCAUCUCCUGGCAAGCCAAUGCCACAGUCACCGUUGCCUGAACCUAGUCCGAUUGAAGAGGGUUCAGUGGCAAAGAAGAGGGGCUUCUUCAACAGCCCCUUCGCACGGAGAAAGAGCAAGCACGAAGUCGAGACUCCGGCAGCUCUUACUCCUGCCAAUCGCAAUCGCAACACAUGGGCACCUCCCGCGCGCAGGAACACGGAGGAGAACACCAGCCCCACCAAGAGUUUUGCUACUAGAGCUACUCCUCGCAAUGCUAUACAGAGUCGCGCUCCCUCGCCCAGCCCUGAACCAGCUGAUCCUCGUGCCAACUUCCAGCUCAACGUGGGUAACAACGUUUUCGACGUGGCCUCGCCGGAUAAGAAGAAACAACAACAGCAGGAAGAGUCGCAAGAGGAUCUUGAUCCAAUUGCGCAGGCCCUUGAGGAGCUAAGAGGUGUCACUAAGCAGACGUCUGUUCGUCAGCAGCCAGAUGAUCGCAAGCAGGCUUCUUCUCGCCAGACUGCUGAUCGUUACCAUGGUCUCGCAACGCCUGCUCCGGGUACACCUGCUGUCGGGUCGAAGUUGGCAGGUGGUGCACCUACUCCUCUUUCUAACGUUGACUUGAGCGCUGCAAAGCGAGGCACACCUCCACCAACAUACGAGCAGCCAAAACGCGAGCAGCCGCCUCCCCAGCCUCGUGAGCAGCCGCGCGAACAACCACCUAUGUCUCACCUGGGUGCUCCUAAGCCAGCGCAUACUUCGCGCGCUAUGCAGAAGACGACUCAGAUGUAUGUCAAUCAGAAGGUGAGCAUGUUCAACGGAAGUCAGGCGUCUCGAUCCUCCAGCCGCAGCCCUACAAAGCAAGAGCCCCCACGUGUUGCAUCUCCAGCGCAGCCACCUCGAGCUAUCAGUCCUCGACCAACCCUCAAUACAUCCCAGAACUCAUAUCGCUCAUCUGGGGGGCAAUCACAGCCAUCAUCGCCUUCGACAUACCAACCUGCGCAACGACAGCAACCACCGGCAUCGCAGCCCGCACCAAGAGCGCAACCCGCUCCACGUCAACAACCUGUAGCUCAGCCUGCACAACGGCCGCAACCUGCACAACAACCAACGCCACGACCGGCAUCGAGGCUACAGCAACAGCAGCAGCAACAACAGCAGCAGCAGCAAAGGCCUCAACAACAAGCCCCUCCCGCAAAUUCGUUCAGCCGGACCGCAUCGCCCAACCCAUAUGCGGCAUCAAAUGCUGGGGGCAGGCCUAGAGCACAGACAGCUACUGCCGCCGCACAAGCAUACGGUACACCUGUAGGACGUAACUCGUACUCCUCGAACCGUGGCCCAUCCCCCAGUGUCAACCCCACCCCACGAACUGCCUCGCCCCUUCCACCACAACAGCCCCCUCAACCAGCCUACGCGCAAUCGCAAUCGCGCCCAGCAUCUCGAGCAGCCCCCGUCUCGCGAGCCGCAAGCCCCAACCCACAAUUCCGCCAAUCCCAAGAACGACCCGGCAGUUCCCACAGCGGCAUGGCUCUCGCACUCUCCACCGCAGGCAGCGAGCGCGGCGACGGCAGCGUCUACGGCGGAAGCCAGUACGGAGGCAGCGUACGUGGUAGACCCGGUACUGCUUCUUCCGCCCGGCCCACGACAGCCAGUUCAGCUCGACCAGGCACGGCUAGUACCGCCCGCCCGCAAAGCUCCUACAUGGGCGGCGGCAGCGCAGGAAGCGAAUUCGGCUUCAGCGGCGGGUCUGGUGCUGGUUCCGUGAGAGCGGAGUCCAGAGCUAGAAGCAAGAGUUUGGCUGAACCGAAGAACUAUAACAGCCAGGGCAGGGUUAUUUUGAACUACUCGCAGAUCCCAGAGGAACUGGGCUUCCAGAAGGGCGAUAUCCUUGCUGUGCUUAGGUUGCAGGAUGAUGGGUGGUGGGAGGCUGAGCCUGUGGGGAAUACGGGUCGACCUGGUCUUGUGCCGUCGAACUAUCUGCAGCCGUGUUGA